UCCGACCUUUGCGCGGGGGCGGGAGGGCCGGCUGGUUUGGGGAGGCGGCGGGAGCUAGGAACCCGAUGCGGGCGAGCGGCGCCGGAGAUGGCUUCGGCUGGAGGCGGCGACUGCGAAGCCGCCGCGCCCGAGGCGGACCGUCCUCACCAGCGGCCCUUCCUGAUCGGGGUGAGCGGCGGCACCGCGAGCGGCAAGUCAACCGUGUGUGAGAAGAUCAUGGAGCUGCUGGGACAGAAUGAAGUAGACCACCGGCAGCGGAAGCUGGUCAUCCUCAGUCAGGACAGUUUCUAUAAGGUCCUGACCGCGGAACAGAAGGCCAAGGCCUUGAAGGGACAGUACAAUUUCGACCAUCCAGAUGCUUUUGAUAACGAUUUGAUGCACAGGACUCUGAAAAACAUUGUGGAAGGCAAAACUGUCGAGGUCCCAACCUAUGAUUUUGUGACCCACUCAAGGUUAGCGGAGACCACAGUGGUCUACCCUGCAGACGUGGUCCUGUUUGAGGGCAUCUUGGUGUUCUACAGCCAGGAGAUCCGGGACAUGUUCCACCUGCGCCUCUUUGUGGACACUGACUCCGAUGUCAGGCUGUCAAGAAGAGUUCUUCGGGACGUGCACCGUGGCCGGGAUCUGGAGCAGAUUCUGACGCAGUACACCACCUUCGUCAAGCCGGCCUUCGAGGAGUUCUGCCUCCCGACGAAGAAGUAUGCUGACGUGAUAAUCCCUCGAGGGGUGGACAACAUGGUGGCCAUCAACCUGAUCGUGCAGCACAUCCAGGACAUCCUCAACGGCGACAUCUGCAAGUGGCACCGCGGAGGGUCCAACGGGCGCAGCUACAAGAGGACGUUUUCCGAGCCCGGAGACCACCCUGGGGUGCUGACCUCGGGCAAACGGUCGCACCUGGAGUCCAGCAGCAGGCCCCACUGAGGAGCGGGGUGCUUGGCUCCCGGCGGUCCAGAGAUGCCCGCCUGCCACUAAAAACGCAACCGCCACUUCUUCUCAGCGGCCGGUAUGGACGGGGUGGUGUCAGGGUCUGGGGUCCCUCACUAACUCGGGAAUCCUGG
Molecule: messenger RNA, 1058 nt
Organism: Camelus dromedarius (Arabian camel)
Lineage: Eukaryota; Metazoa; Chordata; Mammalia; Artiodactyla; Camelidae
Gene: UCK1
Product: uridine-cytidine kinase 1
Exons: 7
Coding region: 88-921 (277 amino acids)
Cellular component (GO): cytoplasm
Molecular function (GO): ribosylnicotinamide kinase activity; ATP binding
Source: RefSeq, a predicted model, not a curated record